AUGUCGAAUGGGGUUCUCAACAUGCUGCAUACUAAUACAAGGGAGUGCUUACCUAAACGCCGGGAUUCUGCCAAAGAGUGCGAGGAAUGUGAGAAGGGAGAUGCCCAGAACGACGAGCGUGAUGUCCCGAAAGAAGCCCAUUUCCUAGAAAUGCAAAACAAGCAAAGAGCAGACCCACGGAAUAUCAGUGCCUCAGAGGUCUUGGUGCGCAGACGUCAUCAAAUUGAUCAUAUGAAAAAGGACCUCCCUCCUGGCAGUUACUCUUUCAAAUAUGUUGACCGUUGUCUACGAGCUGGGAAGCUUCUAGAUUUAGAAGAGUUUCGGGCGGGACCCGCUCGUGGCGCCAUCCGCCCAGUGGGCUCUACAUCAGUGCCCGCGAAAGGACGCAGGACCGGAUAUACAGCAAAAGAUGACCAGAUUCUCUAUGACUGGGUGAAGCCCAUCGAGAAAAGCGGUGGUGCUAUCAGGGGAAAUAAGAUUUAUCAACAGCUUGAAGAAUUGCAUCCUCAACAUACUUACCAAUCGUGGCGUGACCGCUACCUCCGGGUAGUGAAAGAUCGCCCGCGGCCAGUUGCAAAAGGGGAUACCGCGGGAGCUGCCGCAGCUACAGAUCCCCCUACGCCGCCCUCGAGUUCAAUUCGAGAUGAGCCAGCACUGAACCCAUCGGAGGCCGCUCCCGACAGCAACCCAUUGCACCGCCUGUCUCAUUUUCGGAUUCAGAAACAAAUGGGCUCCUUCGCGCGGCAUCCAAAAUCCUGGAUAUCGACCCAGCUCGAGAGGACGAAUUUUGGGAUGAAAUGGAAAAAUUAUUUCCAUGCAUUUGUUCGUCCGAAACACGUUGCAAGGUCGAGGGCUAAGAAAGAAAGCGCCCAGAAAUCAUCCCCCGCUCUAUCAACAAAAGGCGAUCGUCAGGCACCACACACUGAAAGGAGCCCAAUAGCCCAGAAACAAAUGUCCAACGUCACAGAACCAACGCAUAAAUCUGCGAAACGAACCUUCCGAGAAUCUGACGCUUCAAGCGAAGAACGAUUGAGAGACAACAAGAAAAAGAGGCGCACGAUAACAGGGGGAUCUACGAGGGCUUCGCCCAAAACCCCAGAAAAUUCCAACAAUUCCAGGAAACAGAUCAUCGAUUACCUCGACGAACCCACAGUCUCGAAGCGGGCCGUUCGGUACGAGGUCAGUGAAGCACCUUCACAACCCGCAUCUCCACCCGUGGUCAUUACCAUCGAGGAUGAUACUGAUGAUGACACUCAAACUCGUCAAAAAUCUACUGAGCCCAUCCUCUCCGGUGCAUUGACAUCUGCGGAACCAGUUCCAACAUCCAGUAACACCUCGCAACCCAAUGAGCUCUAUGAAACAGCACCACAAGUCCAGCCCACUCAAGACAUUUUCGCUGACCCCUCACAAUACAUGGAUGACCUCAGUAAUUUGCUCCGUCCAACCCUUCCUAGUAUUCCAGAGGGGGCACAGUCCAAUUCCCAAGCUAUGACCGAGGAGGAAAAAGAAGAAAUCCAGGAGCUUGACCAAUGGAUUGAAUCAAGACUUAAAACAGGCAGAGCGAAGGACGAAGAGCAGAUCAUUCAGGCCCUUUCUUAUACUUCCAUGAACCCAUACCUGGCUGAUAUGGUGCUGGACCGCCUGAAGGAGGGCAGUGACGUUCCAACUGAUAUUCCUGGAAUAUGGACAGAGGAAGAGGAUCGCCUCCUUGAAACCGGGAAUGGCUAUGAUGUGCAAAAAUUGCAGGAGAAACAUGGUGCGGAGUAUUUCGAUAUUCGUGGGCAAUAUCUCAUGACGCUGCGGCAAGUGGUUGGACUCGAAGAAUAA
Messenger RNA from Uncinocarpus reesii 1704, 1827 nucleotides. RefSeq lists its product as uncharacterized. NCBI's taxonomy places the organism in Eukaryota, Fungi, Ascomycota, Eurotiomycetes, Onygenales, Onygenaceae. Gene Ontology annotation, biological process: telomere maintenance via telomere lengthening; regulation of DNA-templated transcription. Gene Ontology annotation, molecular function: telomeric repeat DNA binding. Bases 1 to 1827 code for a protein of 608 amino acids. The transcript has 7 exons. Gene Ontology annotation, cellular component: shelterin complex. The record is from RefSeq and is a predicted model, not a curated record.